Messenger RNA from Dibothriocephalus latus, 450 nucleotides. Lineage: Eukaryota; Metazoa; Platyhelminthes; Cestoda; Diphyllobothriidea; Diphyllobothriidae. The record is from the annotation of a GenBank genome assembly.
AUGGUGGAGCUCGAGGAGGCCAAAAAAGCUGAACUGAAUAGAGAAUUCGUCAACUUCAUCAAUGCCAAGAAGAAGGCAGUUGGGAGGCUACAGGAGCAGCAUGAGCGAGAUCUGGAAGCGGCCAUGAAGAAAGCGGCCGAGGAUGAGGCCAAGCAUUUGCGUCAGCUGGAGGCCGACGUUAAGGCUCAACUGAAGAUGCGGCGUAAAUCCUACAAUCGGCCCAAGAGUAUGGCUGGCUUCUCGGGCUCGGGCUCGCCCUACAACGAUCCUCAUGGCAGUAACCAGCCCGAGUUGGACCAGCUGUAUAAGCGUUUGCAGAGUGACAGCACCAAACAGUUCCAACUAUGGCGGUACGGCGGCCUUUGCAGGCGUCAUGAUCUUCAGGUGCGUAUGUUGUCCACGUCCUUUAUUAUUAUUAUUAUUAUUAUUAUUAUUAUUAUUAAUCCUUGA